This is a messenger RNA of Paramecium sonneborni, 233 nucleotides long. The record is from the annotation of a GenBank genome assembly. NCBI's taxonomy places the organism in Eukaryota, Ciliophora, Oligohymenophorea, Peniculida, Parameciidae.
AUGUAACUAUCAAAUAAAAUUUUAAACUAAUUGAGUAGAAUUUAUCUACUUACAAGUAGUACUGAUAAACAAAUUGUUACUUUAAAAUUUGAUUCACAGUAUUAUAAUCCCUGCUAUUACUUUUUAUAUUAUUAAUUAUAUAACCAUCUUAAAAGCACAAAGUAAUAAAUAUAAUAUUUAUUUAUAGACCACUCCUAAUUAUUGACUUCGAAUUAAACUAUAGAUAAUUAUGA